Messenger RNA from Pelobates cultripes (western spadefoot toad), 324 nucleotides. The record is from the annotation of a GenBank genome assembly. NCBI's taxonomy places the organism in Eukaryota, Metazoa, Chordata, Amphibia, Anura, Pelobatidae.
AUGCAGCGAGGAACAUCCCCGCCAACAAUUCAAUGUCCUCCAAAUUCUCCCUACGCAAGGUUCUUCUCCAACCGCACAGAGCCAGAGCAGCGCGGCAAAAUGGUGCCUCCACGCAAACACGAGGCAGUCAACCAAGAUGACACCGACAUCAUAGCCCAAAUAACCCAGCUCCCGUCCAAAACGGACCUUGCGGAUUUGUUCCAGAAGCUGGAGGAGAGCUUUGGCGUAAAGUACAGUGCUGUCAGCUCCGAAGUACAGCACCUGGGAGAUAGAGUACAGGCUCUGGAGGAUGAGGGGGGAGACCUCCGAGCAGAAAUGGACUGA